AUGGCACAAGCACCCUACCCCCCGGCGAUGCGAAAGAAGGUCAUCAAAGUCUUGGUCAUCUCCUUGAUUCUCGACCUGAUCUCGUUUACAUUCAUCCUGCCGCUGUUUCCCAAGCUGCUGGAGUUUUACCGGAAUAUUGAAACCGAGUCCUCCAACACCGUGCUGUCUCAAGUGCUGUACGGACUCAACACGUACAAGAACAGCUUUGCAAGGCCGAUCAACGAUAGAUACGACAUUGUCCUACUCGGAGGAGCACUUGGCUCAUUAUUCUCGAUCUGUCAGGCCAUCGCUUCUCCCAUCAUCGGAACCCUCUCCGAUCGCUAUGGUCGACGAACGGCUUUGAUGUGGUCCAUGUGUGGCAACAUCGCCUCGGUGGCUCUCUGGUGUKCUGCAACGGACUUUCGAACUUUCCUGGCCAGUCGGAUUGUUGGCGGUCUGAGUGAAGGAAAUGUUCAGCUUGCAAUGGCUAUUGCCACCGACAUCAGCACUGAUGCAGACCGUGGAAAGACCAUGGCUUUGGUGGGCGUGUGCUUUUCUGUUGCCUUCACUUUUGGACCAGCUCUCGGUGCUUUCUUAGCAAACAUCACCACCGUCGCGGCCAAUCCAUUCGCCACCGCUGCAGGUGUUUCUCUCGCUUUGAUCGUUACCGAGACCAUCUACCUCUACUACGCUCUGCCGGAGACUCACCCUAGGAGUCAGCCAAACGCGGCCGGAUCCACUGGAAAAGAGAAGCUUCCUGUCGUCAAGGGAGAAAGGACCAACUCUCACUUCGUCCUCAACCUGACGCACUUUUCCUUCAUUCUCUUCUUCAGUGGAAUGGAGUUCUCUUUGCCCUUCAUGACCUACGAUCUGUUCUCAUACGCCUCCAAAGAUACUGGAAAGCUUCUCGGAUACAUUGGGCUGGUAGCCAGCUUGCUCCAAGGUGGCGUCACUCGGAGAAUGCACCCGCUUCGUGUUGUGCAGCUGGGCGUCUCCAGUGCAGCAGCUGCAUUCUUUCUCCUGUCAAGAGUGACGACCGAGAAGGAGUUGUACGUUGCUGCGACACUGCUUGCAGUGACCAGCAGUACUGUAGUCACUGGAUUGAACAGUCUGUCCAGCUUCGAGGCCAGUGUGGAUGAUCGUGGCGAGAAGCUCGGAAACCACCGAAGUUUCGGACAAAUUGGUCGUGCUCUGGGCCCGUUGAUCUUCUGCUCGCUCUACUGGUGGGCUGGCAGAGAUCUGGCAUACAUUAUCGGAGGAUCCGGAAUGGUUGCUGUAUGCGGGCUUGUGUUUGGAGGACUCAAGGCUCCCAAAGGCUUGGAGGUGAAGAAGGUCGCCGAAUUGAACGGCAGCGCUAUCAAAGUGACAUGA
Molecule: messenger RNA, 1350 nt
Organism: Ramularia collo-cygni
Lineage: Eukaryota; Fungi; Ascomycota; Dothideomycetes; Mycosphaerellales; Mycosphaerellaceae
Product: related to tetracycline resistance protein
Exons: 2
Coding region: 1-1350 (449 amino acids)
Biological process (GO): transmembrane transport
Cellular component (GO): brush border membrane
Molecular function (GO): transmembrane transporter activity
Source: RefSeq, a predicted model, not a curated record